This is a messenger RNA of Macrosteles quadrilineatus (aster leafhopper), 9808 nucleotides long. RefSeq lists its product as uncharacterized. The record is from RefSeq and is a predicted model, not a curated record. The transcript has 10 exons. NCBI's taxonomy places the organism in Eukaryota, Metazoa, Arthropoda, Insecta, Hemiptera, Cicadellidae. Bases 280 to 3375 code for a protein of 1031 amino acids.
ACCUGUACACUACCUGCAUAAUGUUUUCAUUCGGUCCGUUUAAUUUACUCGGUUUGUUGCCCAAGGCCAAAUAACGGAGUUUUUGUGCAGCAAUAACCUUAACACCAACUAAAAGUGCAAAUAUUUUUUUUCAGUUUUCUUAGGAAUAUUGUGCUUAAAGUAAAGAAUCUACACCAUCACUAGCACAAAGAUAACCUCCUAGCCUAACUUCAUCUUGACCAUUUAUUUAUCACUGUGACCCUAAUUAAGUUAUGUGGUGGUAAUAGUGAGUGACCAAUUAUGUCUUCAUCAGGUAAUUUUGGUAGGUUUCUUGGCACUAUUAAUGGUCAACCCAUUAUUCUGAAGGACGAUAUGAGUAUGAAUUCUAUAUCUGGGUUUGGCUCUGAUAUUUUACAUCAGGCUAUUGAUGAUGUACCUUCACCUGAUAACUUGACAUCAGACCACAUAAGCUGCAUUAGUAACAUUGUUUUGGACCCUGAUCAAAAUGUAAACGUAUUAAGUACCAAUGAUGCUGGAAGAAAUGAGUUCAUCGCUGUGUUGUCUAACGAUGGAAUUUCAGAUGAAACCUCAACUAUAAGCCUUACUUAUGAACAAGCCGCACAACUGGGAAUUCAUAUCACUGUGGAUACACCUGAGCCAAGUCUCAUGGCAGACAGUGUAACUAAAGAAAUUAUUGACUGCUCCACGGAUCAAAGUCAGUUCAGGAGUGACAAUAAUGACGAAAGUUUGCAGCCAAAUGAUACAAGCUGUAUGAAUUCAGAGGUUGCAAGUAAUUUAACAGAAGAUGUCUUGCUUGACAAAAAUGGUGAAAAUUCAUUUCUAGAAAAUUUUAAUCCUGAUGCUUCUCACAACCAACAACUUACACUUAUACCUCAUAUCAUCAAUGGGACCGUUACAUAUACACUACAGUUAACUGAUGAAAAUCUCACUGGUCUGAGUAACAAUGAAUUAUUUAGGCUUAAUGCGCCUCCUGUUGUCAACGAAACUUCUGAAAGUGUUGAGAGCGAUUUAAAUAAUCUUGCGUCAACAUCUGAGCUACCCUUUAUUAACUCCCCAGUAGAUUUAAUUAAUAGUAAAGGGUUAAUACAGUCCAAUGAAGUAAACGAGUCCAACAAUCCUGGACAGACAUUUGGAAUUGUGACUUGCAAUUCAGAAAAUGUUACGUUUCUUAAUCUUGCUGAGGCUAUUCCUGUAGGUACAAACAUUUCCAACAUAGUUUCACAUAUUAAUAACAUUUCUAAUCAAAAUGGUACGCAGCAAAUAAAGGCGACUUCUUUAUUACAUAGGUCAAAUGAAGCGUUUAAACAACAUUCUGUCAAUCAGGGAGGAGAGUCAUUACUUAAGAUUCGACAGUCUUCAUUACUCAAAAAUGGUGUAAAUAAUAAUUCACAGUCAUCAAAGGGCUCUACUAGUGGUAGAAUUGUUGACAAAGUAGGCCUAGUGUUCAAUAACCAACUAACUGCAAGUAAACUUAUACCCAAGUCUAUCAUCAAUGACAAUUCAAAUAGCAGUUCAGAUGUAUUUAUGCACCCAAAUGAAAGAAAUAAUUGUCUGGGAUCUGUGAACACUUUGAUUUCAAAUGAUUUACCAAAUGGACUUACCAGUGAAGCUACGAUGAAUAUGCCAAAAGGCGAUGCUUCUCCUCUUGAUGCAUUCAGAAAUGGAGAUCUCCAGCAAUCUCCAAAGAUUAUAACCUCAAGUAGCAUUGGAGGAGAGGUACCAAAAGAAGUAUCAGUUGCUCUUAGCCGCAUUCACAUCAAAACAGAUGCCAAAAAACCAUUAGGAUCCAAUGAAAAUCCUAUCCAGCUGGUGCAACAGGGAACCACUUUCCACAGUGUGCAAGCUUUGACCGAUGAUCACAUCUCAAAAAUCAAACCAAUCCUUACUGGAAAUUUUGACUCCAAAAUACCUAGCAAAAAUGUAGUCUACGACCCAGCUAGUAACACUCGUAUUAUUUACAGAAUAAUCAGUCCUGCUGAAGUCUCACUUCGAAAACAAGAUGAUUUCCCAAAGAGACGUGGAAGGCCAAAGAAAAAUCGUACAGAUAAUCUAUCCGAGGACCUGGUAGAUGGGGCUCCACAGCCAAAAAAGGCAUUCCCACGAACGCGCUCUGGUCGGUUGUCGCGGCCACCAAAGCACAUGGUAAGAGAUUAUAAGCACUUGCGCCGGGCAGAGAUAGACGACUCUGAUGGUGCUUACUCAGACUACCAGAGUGAACAAGAAGACCCAAACAACCCACCCGAGUCCGCACCAGUGGAACUGUUACCUGGUCUAGUUGCCAAAAGCCACAAACGUAACAUAUCCGCAGGUAAUUUGUGUCCGACUUGUGGAAAGAUUUACUUAGGUUAUGUGAGGAUGAAGAGACAUUUUGACAAGUAUCCUGAUCACGGGAGCAUCGAGUACCUGAACACAAUACGGAAUUCAAACCCAGACUCUGAAGGUGAAAAUCGAGCCGAUGGUGGUAAUGGGAUGUGGAAGAAAACUGGGAAAAGAAGAGGAAAAGGAAAAUAUCACUACUCAUCUGUUGACAAACGCACAAGGCUUAAAGAGGCGCUGGGCUGGUGCAGUGAAGAGGAGGUAGCUGAGGUGGCCGGUCCCGCAGUAGCCAGUGUGUUGUCGUUGUGGCAGUUCUUGUUGCUGCGUGUGGAUGCUGUGAGGACAGACUGUAGGGUGGCAACACUGUACAGCGAAAUGUGUCAAUUGGUACACAAACUACGGACAAUGGCACAUCAGCUGUUUAGACCCCUUGAUCAUCCUACACCGCCUGCCACCAAGCCUGCUACUGUACAGGUAGAGGAUGAUAUAAUGAUGGGAAUAUUGAAUCUUCCUCAUGGCGUUUACCUAGCGUCAGAUGAAGAUUUGACAGAACCGUCUGCUGCAACUCAAGACAUCACAGUUCCUCCCAUUGAGCCUCAGGUUGCUCAAGAGAAACCAGAAACCAAUGAAGAGAAGCCUAAAACUGAUAUGGACGACAUGCCUCAGUCAUUUCUGCUCACGAGCGAAGAGAUGAUUUGUGAUUCAGAUGACAGAGGGUUGGUGAAUGUGGACGAGAUUGUGAGUGAACGAUUACAGAACUUUGGCAGUCAGGCAUCGUCUGUGGACGAACUGAUGAAAGGGCUGAACGAGCUGGAACACAAUCGAAACAAGCUAGAAACUGACGACUUGAUGGACGGUUUCUCAAUAGUGUCGGGAAGAACUCAUGUUUCCGCUUCCACCGAGGAUCUCAUGAAGAGUUUAGAACAUUUUGACUCCGGCUUGAACCACUCGGACGCGCCGACAGUGUUGGACAGAGAUACAUUCGAUCGAGUGCCUAACGUCGACACGCUGGACUUUGCAGAGGUGCUUAGUAGAGAGUUCCAUUCCAACAACAGGUAAUGUGUACCCAACCAUUAGUAUGCAAUGUAUUUUUUACAUUAACUGACUGUAUUUGUAUUUAUUUUCACAAAGUGUAGAACCCUUUUCCAACGUCAUUGCAAGUGAAAAAGCUUUCUUCGUAGGCAGGCUUACUUUGUAUUGGUUUGCUCUAGCAAUACCCUCAACAGAUUUUCUGUGAUAAUUGUAUUUAAAUUGGAAUUACCGUAUUUAGUUAUCGGAUUCAUAAAAUCUGUUGUAGUUGUACUUGUAUUCGGACAUUCCAAACUAUACAUUUUUUUAAAUAAUUAGUAUCUUUUUCAGUGGUGGUUGAAAAGCUUGAAUUUACAUAUUUCUCGACUAGCCUAUUAUAAUUCUGACUUAAUUUUCAAGUGUUAAAAUUCGUCAAAUACUUUAAGUAGCUAUUGCUUGUGUUAAAGAUCCAAAAUGUUUUAUUUUCACAUAACAUUCGAUUCACACCAUUUUACAAAUUACAGUAGUUGGUAUUUCUAAGAGAACAGUCAAAAAAUGUCAAUUUAAAAACUAAUCUACCUUAUCCUAAAACUAUUUAAAAACUAUACUAUGAAGAACAAAGGUUGUUAACAGUCAAAACAUCUUUCACAUCAUAAUAUUCUUUUUGAAUCAGCCAAUUUUAAGAAUAUUUGUAAACUUACCCAUAUAUGAGGUGUAUUUCAAAUAGUGUAGAGACCUAAAAGUAGUUAGGGUAAACAAAUAAAAUAAUAAAGGAAAUAUAUGAGCACUCUCUUUGACCAAACCUUAAUUUUUAUGAGUUUAGCGGGAUGUUUAGUAAAUUGUUUAGUAACUGAUUCUGCAACUUUUUAUUAUCCUUAUUCAAUACUUUUUAACAUCCUUAUUCAAUCAUGAGUGCUAAAAUAACGCUCAGCAGUAAUGGGAACCCCAUCAUCGUCCCCUGCGGUCAUGGAAACGUUAUCAACAUAUUCUGCUAUCAUUGUAAAAUAUUCAGGGCUGUGCGAAUAGUUCGAAAAACGAAUCGAAUCCGAAUCUUUUUAGAGAUUCGAUUCGGAUUCGAGAACGAAUCUACUGUUUCUAACUGGAUUCGGAUUCGGAAUCGAUAUUCGAAUUUACUGGUAAGAGAUCCGGGUUCGGAUUCGAUAUUCGAAUUUCUUGGAAAUAGAUCCGAGUUGGGAUUCGAUAUUCAAAUUUACUAGAUUCUGAUUGAAUAUAAUUUUCAAUAUAAUUUUUUAGACACUAAAAAACUACUUGUGCACUCCGAUUUGCUGUUGACUGGUUCAUGUUAGGAACCUGACCAACUUGGUGUUAGGCUUUAGGCACAUUAGUGUAGGUCGCAUUUGAACCCUAUCUUGGCUAUCAGUAAACUUAACCUCACAGUGUUAGUUGUUACUUGUAAUAGUAAUGCAGACAUAGGCUUGUGUGGAGGAUUAACACCGAGGUGUAUAAUAGGCUGGGCCUAUGUUUUAGACUACACAAAUUGGUAGUCCAUCACUUUUAGCGAGUAACUUAGGCCUAGGUGGUAUGCCUAACUUAUGCCCAAUUUUUUAGUUUCAAAACUUCAAAUAGGUAGGCCUAAAUUUUAUAACUUUUUUAUUUGGCCCAUUUCAAGAAUUUUUUUAAGCAAUUCCCUAAGUUAUUUCAGCCCCAGAAAAUGUGGUCUAAAAAUGUGAAAAUUGGUACUGCUGACUUUCCUCGGAUUUGGAUUCGACUCUGAACAUGUUUAAAUAUUCGGAUUCGAUAACAGCUUUAAAUUUCAGAUUCGGAUUCGAUCCAGGUUCGAUAAUGGCUGUAAAUUUGAGAUUCGGAUUCGACUCGGGAUUAAUUAAAACAUUCGGAUUCGAUCCGGAUUCGAUAAAAUCUGUACAGCUAUGAUUCGGAUUCGGAUUCGAACCAAAAUUUCUGGAUUCGCACAGCCCUGAAAAUAUUAAAUAACUCCCGUGAUCAUGUUGACAUCAACAUCAUCUUCGUCAUUAACAUUUUGUGGCAAAAUUCUGAUUAUCUACCAGAGUUGAGUAGACUUCAUCAUCGUCUUCGCUGUCCUGGAGACAUCAUCACAGUCAUCCACAAUCACGGCAAAAUUCUGAUCACCUACCGUGGCCAGACAUAAUAAUCGUCUCAUGCUGUUGUGUGGAUAACAUCAUCAUCUCCCACAGUCAUGGAAAAAUCCUGAAUACCUCACACCAUCAUGUCCUGCAUGGAGACAUUAAUGUAGACAUCAUUAUUGUUUCCUGCGGUCACGGAAAUGUCAUCGUCGUCUUGGCGCGAUCGUAGCAAUACUGGUAAUUUUCCAAUCGCACGAUCUUCACAGAAGUGUCUGUUAUCGGUAUUAGACUUUUUCGGUAUCUGAUAUCGACUUUUAGCGGUCGAUUCUCAAUCCCAAGUCAAGAAUAGGUCGAAUCGAGAAUCAACUUUUGUUAUCGACCCAUCCCUACUUUUAAAUUUAUUUUAACAUGAGACUUCUUUUCAAGAAUUCUGUUCUCUCUAAGGGUUAAAACGCUAAAUUUCUUUUAAUUUUAAUUAUUCAAUAACUGGUUUUAAAUAAAUAGACAUGUAUAAAAUAAAUUAUGAAUGCAUCACAAUAUUAAACUUAAAGUCAUUGUAUUUAUAGUUUUAAAACUGGAAACUUCACAAUCCUAACAUUCCAGAGCCUUAAAUUUCCUCAUUUAUUCCAAGAAUAACCCUUAAAAUUUCCUUUUAUUGACUGAAACAACAUGAUUGAAACCGUAAGCAACCAAAAAUGUACAUCCAUUAAACCACAUACCAAUUUUUUUUUACCAUUUCCUCCAAUAAAAUGAUUCAUAGACCUAGAUAUCACAAUUUUUAAAUAGAUGAUUUUAAAAAACAAGCUUUUCUUUGUUAUUAAGUGUGCUAUGCAGGUUAUGCUUAAGGUGACCGUUAAAAAAAUGUAAUUAGGCCUACAUUUAUUUUUCUAUAAAAUUGUGAAUAUGCCUUGUUAACCCCUUUAUUAGUGUUUUGUCUUAUAUUCUACUCAUCGUGUAUGUUUAAAGAUAAACUUAUAAUUUUUCUUAAGGGGUUUGUAAUUUGUCUAUUUAAACUGAAGGGCAUCAUUGCAAUAUUUUAGCUAGGGCAUUUAAGUAUUUAUUUAUUUACAAAAAAAAAAAAACUUGUUAGCUGCAAAGUUUGAAAUUUUUUAGUUUAAUUUGUGUCAAUCAAUACUAUUUCCUACUCUAUCUUAUUACCAAAUAAAGUCUUGUAAAAUGUAAAAAUGUAUAGGUAUUCUAGUCAUAAGAACUGUACAUGCCUGUAAAAAGUUACUAGUCAUUAUUUUUGUACAGCCAUGAGAUAGGUACUGAACUGAACCCAUUUAGGAAUAAAGAGUUUCUAAAGCCCUACUGUUUGCAUUUAAAUUAGCUCCACAGAUUUUGAGUUUAGGUGUAUAUUUUUAUUUGAAUUUGUUUAUAAAGCCAUUCAGGGAUAUUUAUUUAAAAAUCAAGAUAGGAGUGAAUUUUAAAACUAUCUGGUCCAUUCAAUCACCUAAUACACUCAAAACAUAGAUGCACAUGUAAAACAAAUCUAAACAUACAUACAUUUGAUGAUAUGAUUAAAUGUAAAUGGGAGUUUGUCUCGCAAUUAACACUGCCGUUUAGCCAAAAAUAUCUUAUUGUUCAUUUAAAGUUUUUUUCUUUUACUUUGUAAAACCACAAUUCAUAUUUUCCCUUACUUAAGAGAGAUACUCAAAUUAUUUGCACUUUUUUAUUCAUACUAUACACAUAUUACAUCUCUAAUUUAUAGAUGAGAGAGAAUCCUACGUGAGCAAGGCACAGUAGAAUUCCGAUCAUCAAGAUCGUUAACUAACUAUCCAAAUACCGCAUUGAGAAAAAAAAAAUAAAUCAGUUGAAACAAUAAGUUUAUCACUGUUUUUUCACAGUUUGCUGUUUAAUCAGUUACAUAUUUCAUUUUAAUAUGUACCAAUUGCGUCAAUCACGUGGUGACUCUAUUAUAGUAUAGGAUCAAUGGAUGGGCAAUGACUAAUGAGUCAUCUACUAGUCCCAAUUUGAUCCAGAUGAUCGGAGUUCUACUACGUUGAGCUCUCCUGCUCACUAAAAGUUAUAAGUGUUAAGCGGAUGUAAUUUAUUUUUGAGCUUACCCAUUUUAUUUAUGCAUGAAGAAUGUUUAUGCUUUAUCUUACUCGUAGGCUAUAGGCCAACUUUUCAGAAUAUUCAGAAUAUGCUCAAACAUGAACAGUUAAAUUUUUUGUAUUGAAUCUCAUAAAUUGUUGAAAGUAAAUAUUUCUUUUGCUAUUGUUGCAAACACAUUUUCUCCUGUAGAAUCUAGAGAUUUAACUAGUAAGAAGAGUUCUUAAUUAAGAAAUGUAGUGAGGAGGAGAGGAUGAAGACAUUUAAAAAAAUAUGUGUACAAACAUUUUUCAGACAUUUAAUUUAUCCAUCUUAGCUGAGCAUAACUGAUUGCACAAUUGAGAUUUUGUACUUCUAUAAAUACCUGCGUUCUUAAGUUAUAGAUUUUCAAGUCUUACUUAAUGUACUGAAAAAUUAUACACUAUGUAGCGAUAUAAAAUUGUAUUACAAUAUUUUUUAAUUCAUUUAAUGUGUUUAAUAAGGUUUUUUUAAAACAUGGUAGUGAUUUUCAUAGUAUUUUAGAUUUAUUGUGUCCUUGUGUUAGUUUUAAGGGUUUUAAUUGAAUUUUUGACUGUAUUAAUUUUAGUAUGUAUAAAAAAUACAUCUGGAUUAUAAUAAGUAAAGAGGUCCAAUAAUUGCCUAGUAAAAUAAAUGUUUAUCCCAAAGACAACUAGUUCUAAGUUAAGUACCAAUGCUUUAUUGUUAUUUUUUACAUAAAAAAAGCUUUGACAUAUUUUUGUAGUGUCUUUUUUGUUAAGUAAAACAAAAUGCAAUAUUUAUUUAAGCUGGCUACUCAAGAAAAACUAUUUAUCUACAACUUUAAUAUCCACUUAUUAUUUUUAAACAAUAUCACAAUAAUUGUUAUGUUAUUGUUAAUGGUUGUGUUAGCUGCCCAUUAUUGUAAUGAGGAAUGUUUCCUACUUAUAAAAGAACUUAUUUGAAUUUGACAUAAGCAUUGAUUUGAUUUUAUCCAUUUCACUUGUAUAUAGAUAUUAGCAACGUGUAUAUUUUUAUUUUAGUUUAACAGGGGUUUUAUUCCAAACACCUAUUAAAGGCCUGACACCUUGGAGCUGAUUUCUGUUGCUUACUUCUUGUGUAGUCCUACAAGCCUAUAUUAAAAAAAUAAAGGUUGACAGCAAACUAAAAGUUGCUAAAUGGAAUGUCUGGCGGGGUAUGUCUUGUCAUAUCUAAUUAAUUAAUUAUAUUUUUUUAUGUCAAGUUUUCUGAGUUUUUCCCCAUUAUUUGGAGUCUUUUGGUUUCAUAUAAGUAUUAAUACGACUACAAGUAAUGUCCAGUUUACUACCAAGUUUUAAGAGUAAAAUAUUUGGAAAAGUAUUAAGUGAAAUUUUCUCUACAGUAACUAUUUUCCACAAUUACUAGAAAAAUACCGGUAUGGAUCAUAAACAUAAACAAAUGACGUUGUUGGCCCGAAUCCUAUGCUAAUAGCAUUGAACAUAUGUUUUGGCUGUUCUAUUUAAGCAAUGUUAAAUAAUGUUUAUUUUUGGGCCAAAAACUUCAUUUGUUUAUGUUUAUGAUCCAUACCAGUAUUUUUCUAGUAAUCGUGCUAUUUUCUUAGUCUUCUGGUAACUACUUUUUCCUUCUGUCUGCUUAUAAUACAUACUUGCAAAAAGAUUAUUUCCUCAUACAAACUGUCCAAUUUUGAUGAAAUUUAGAUUUGAGUUGUUGACCAAUCAAAUCUAACGAUUGGAAAAGCAGGUAUUGAACUCAAGAAAUCUUUGUAUGCAAAAGUUGUAAUGAUACCAUUUAAAUCAGCAUUGAAAAUUUAAAAAUAUAUAUUUUAUUACAUUUUUACUUGAUACCACUUUUUCCAGGUCAUUAAAAGUGACAUGACAGGACGUUGUCUCCCAUAUUAUGAUAGUUAUAAAACUUAAUGUAACUGCAAUAUAAUGCUUAUUUAUGGAUGUCCCCUCAAAAAGGCGAAUUUCUUUAUUUAAUUUUAGGGUUUCUAUACACAAAACUAAUUUUGUAUCUCCCUCAAGCAAACCUAAAUAUUUUUUGAGAUUUUAUUUACUGUAUAUUGAUAAUGAAUCAAAUGUAGCCUAAAUUUAUUUUUACCCAUUUGAAUAAAGAUGCCAUUAAUAAACUGGAUAUGAAUUCAGUUUAUGGUUGUUGUGGCAAAAUAUUUAACACAUUUAAUAUUUGUGCCAACAAUAUUAAAUAUUGUACAUUAAAUUUUAAUGUCUAUUUAUGUGUUUAUUUUUUCAUCAAACUUAUGAGAAAAUCUAAAUUGCCUUGGUAGCCUAGUUUAUGUUUUAAUUAUGAUUUUUGCAAGUCUGAGGCUGUGAAAACAAUUUGAUUACUUUUUAAUCGAGUCUUAUCUUUUGUAAAUAAAUCUUUGAUCUUGA